UGUGGAUUUUUCCAUUGAAAUUUGUAAACAAUGUUCUGUUUCGGCAUGUCAGUUUAUGAGUUUAGCAACAACAACAAAAUUACGAAGAAUAAUAUGAACAGCUAAUGCCAACAUGAUGUCGACUGGGAGUGAUUCUAAUGUCACCCUGUGGGUUAAAUCAGAGUUAUUUAGUUAUGGGGCUCUACCAAUAGCUCCUCAUCCUAGACUCACAUUUAAUAAUAUAAAGAAAAUUGUCAUAUAUGCUAAAAAUAAAGGAGAGUCUUGUUUCCCCAAAAUAAGUUAUUCUGUAUGGAGACACAUAGCUUGUAACAAGCUUCUGUUGACAGAAGAUUUAGCAUGGAUGUAUUUCCACACUUGCCAUUUGUUUAGUGAAGACAUAUCCCCUAUUGAGAGAAUGGAAUGGGAUCAAGAAAUGUCAAAUUGUUCAACAAAACAAGAAAGAGAUCAGCUGAAAUCCAGAGUAAAAGUAAACACUUUGAAAUUUGUUUUGUAUUUAUAUGUACAACAGAUUCAUAAAGUUUCUUUGAAAGCUUCACUUGUAGCUGGUGAUGAAUGGCCCACAACAAGAAGUAGUUCCCCAGAUCUGGAUGGUACAGGGAGAUCUACACCAAGAGGAAAUAAAACUUUAGAUGACCACAGUCAUUUGGUAUAUAUACAGAGUAAUAUGCACGAAAUACUUGAACUUCUCGUAGAUCCAGAGUCUUAUAACAGAAACAAUCCAUCAGAGUCCCUGGUUUCUGUACAGGCAUUGUCAGCAAUAAGUUUUCUCAUAGCUGGUUCCAUAGAUAAAUGCAAAUCCCUUUUACCUAUUCAAGAUAUAGCAGUAUUACAAACAGUGCAGCAUAGAACAGGCUACUCAAAGUUAACAAAAAGUUUUACUAUAAGACCUUUACAGCUAUGGAUAAAGGAUUGUUUGGUGCAAAAUAUGUUUGGUAUAUCAGCCUGCAUAGCAAGUGGUCGUAGAUUGUCUUGGGCAGGAGCAGGAGAGGAAAAGGAUGUUAAAUCAGAAACAAAGAAAAGAGGGAAAAUAGCCACAAAUGCUCAUGUUGUGCCAAAGGAACACAUUAAAGGAAACAAGAUCAUAAUAAUGAGUCAGGUCAGCAAACAGACGAUUGGACGUAGUUCCAAUACAUUAGAGAAUAGCAGUGUGAAGAUACACAGAUGCCAUUAUUCUUACCUAUAUUUACUGUCCCCUCUCAGAUCAGUUACAAUUGAAAAAUGCAGAAGUACAACCAUAGUUCUUGGACCUGUAGAAACCACAGUCUAUCUCAGUCAUUGUGAGAAGGUUACACUGAUAGCACCCUGUAGAAACAUUAUGAUUAGUGGCAGUACUCUCUGUAGUUUAUAUACACUGACACCAAACAGACCAGUAAUACUUGGUGGGAAUGACACAUUACUUCUGGCUCCAUAUCACACAUUCUAUCCAAGCAUUGAGGAUCAUAUGAACAAAGUUGGAAUAGGGAGUUCAAAAAACCUUUGGGAUCAGCCGUUAUGUGUUGGACCAGACCACAAAGAUGAGGGACCAGUAUGGGAACUGUUACCUGUGUCAGAAUUCUUUACCUUUAACAUUCCAUUUGAAGUGGAAGGAACAACUACAAGCAUUCCAGGAGGACUACCAAAUAAAUAUCAAAAAGCUGUAACUCAGAGACAGAAACAAAUUGACAGCUGGCAGAAAACUGUCAAAGAUGCUGGACUUAAUAAACAGCAGAGGAAAGAGUUCCAGGAAUUAGUAGAAUCUAGGUUUCAUGUAUGGUUAGCAGAGACAAACUACAAACGAGAACUGGAUAGUUUAGUUGUACCACCUCCAUCAACAACAACAUGAAAGAUAUCUUGAUGGCUGUUCAGGAUUUUUCAAUUAUGAAUUAUGGCAUCUUUAACAACCUGAAUAGUGUAUUACAGCUAUCAGUCUCAUUGCUGCAUAUGUACAACAGCAGUCCAGAAAACAUAGAUAUUGAGUGUCAAUUGUUACUUUGACCAUUAUGUUUAGAACAGUGCUGUUUUUAUAAUUGGUUGUGAAAGGAAUUCCUGAAAAUUGACAAACCGUCCAUAAUAUUUUUAUAUUUUCGUGCCAUCAGAUCUGUUAAUUGUUGUAUCAUUAUUUAUUUUAAAGGGUCCUAAAAUAUCAUAAUAUCAGAUAAUAUUCAGAUAUUACAAGUUUCUAAAAAAUCUUUUUACAGAUUUGCUUGCUGUUAUCUUACAAUCUACACAUAUGUCCUAAGUUCAAUCUGCUGACCCUGGACAUAUAUGUUUAACUGUUUAAUAUUUACAAAGGAAGGCUGUAAAAGCACAGUUUUAACAAUCUGGAUAAUCAACUUCUUUUGAUAAAAUAUAAGUUAAAAGGGGGGGGG
This is a messenger RNA of Mytilus californianus (California mussel), 2348 nucleotides long. Its product is annotated as TBCC domain-containing protein 1-like. The record is from RefSeq and is a predicted model, not a curated record. Gene Ontology annotation, cellular component: spindle pole centrosome. Gene Ontology annotation, biological process: maintenance of Golgi location; maintenance of centrosome location. The transcript has 19 exons. NCBI's taxonomy places the organism in Eukaryota, Metazoa, Mollusca, Bivalvia, Mytilida, Mytilidae. Bases 113 to 1822 code for a protein of 569 amino acids.